GAAGUCUCCACUCCAAAGUCCAAACUUCUUUAAACCCUUCUCCCUCGCUCGUUCCUUCUCCUCCCGCACUCGCAGAGCAAAUUCUCCUCCUCCGCCGAAAUCUUGUCUCUCAGAAAGCUUCAAUUAUGUACGGAGGCGAUGAGGUAUCAGCUGUCGUACUCGACCUUGGCUCCCACACUUGCAAAGCCGGCUAUGCUGGCGAAGAUGCGCCCAAGGCCGUCUUCCCUUCCGUUGUCGGGUCAAUUGAUCAAAUGGAAGUUGAUGCAACAGAAAUGGAAAACAACUCUGGACCUGCUGUAGAUCCAAAGAAUAAUUCAAAAUCUCUUGAUUCUGACAAAGCCAAGGGAAAGCGCAAAUUAUUUGUAGGAUCUCAAGCCUUAGGGUACCGUCGGGAUCAUAUGGAGGUGCUGUCAUCCAUAAAGGAUGGAGUAGUUGUUGACUGGGAUGCUGUGGAGGGUAUAUGGGACCAUGCUUUUAGGGAAUGUCUAUUGGUUGAUCCCAAAGAGCAUCCAAUGCUACUUGCAGAGCCAUCUUCGAACACUCAACAACAAAGAGAAAGGACGGCAGAGCUUAUGUUUGAAAAGUACAAAGUUCCUGCCUUUUUUUUGGCCAAGAAUGCUGUUCUCACAUCAUUUGCAUCAGGUCGAGCUACCUCGUUAGUAGUAGAUAGUGGUGGAGGAUCAACUACAGUUGCUCCAGUUCAUGAUGGCUAUGUUCUUCAAAAGGCUGUGUCAUCUUCUCCUAUUGGGGGAGAGUUUCUUACUGAUUGUUUGACAAAAAGUUUGGAAAGUAAAGGCAUGAUGAUUAAACCCAGAUAUUCUUUUAAGAGAAGGGAAACACGACCUGGAGAGUUUCAGGUAGUAGAUGUUGAUUUUCCAAAUACCACAGAAAGCUACAGACUCUAUGCCCAGAGGAUAAUUGCUAGUGACAUCAAAGAAUGCGUGUGUAGAGCCCCGGACACUCCAUAUGAUGAAAUCGCAUAUUCAAACAUUCCAAUGACCUCAUAUGAGCUUCCUGAUGGCCAGACAAUUGAAAUCGGAGCUGAUAGAUUCAAGAUUCCUGAUAUUCUCUUUAACCCAUCCUUGGCUCAGACAAUUCCUGGUAUGGAGCAUUUUGCAGAAAUUGCUCCCACUGUUCGUGGUCUGCCACAAAUGGUUAUCGAGAGCAUUAACAAGUGUGAUGUGGACAUCCGCCGUGAAUUGUUUAGUAGUAUACUGCUUGCCGGUGGCACAGCAUCAAUGCAACAGUUGAAGGAACGCCUUGAGAAAGACAUGCUGGAGGAGUCCCCUCAAGCUGCUAGAGUUAAAGUAUUGGUGGCCGGGAAUUCAACCGAAAGGCGAUUCAGUGUUUGGAUAGGCGGAAGUAUAUUGGCGUCUCUCGGUUCAUUCCAGCAAAUGUGGUUCUCCAAGGCUGAGUACGAGGAGCAUGGGGCUUCCUACAUACAACGAAAGUGCCCCUAAAAUUCCUGUCUUCUGAUCGAGUGCAAGUAGGAAAGGCGUCACGUGCUCCAUCACGCUGACCUUUUCCAGAAUGAUCAAAGCCUCAAAGCCUGUGUUGCCGAAACAGGACAGAGCGAUGCUCUGUUUUGUAUGAAUCGUCACUUAUCCUACGUACCGGAAGACAUUUCACUGCUGUAGUUUAUGUUAAUGUCCAUUGAUUAGGGUUUUUAUUGUGGUGCUCACUGUUCGGAGUGUUCAUCCAGUUUUAAACCAACUUUGCUACCUCUACUGGUUAUAAAUGACAAAGCCAUUUAACAUUUCUAACACCA
This is a messenger RNA of Pyrus x bretschneideri (Chinese white pear), 1768 nucleotides long. Its product is annotated as actin-related protein 4-like. The transcript is spliced from 21 exons. NCBI's taxonomy places the organism in Eukaryota, Viridiplantae, Streptophyta, Magnoliopsida, Rosales, Rosaceae. The record is from RefSeq and is a predicted model, not a curated record. Gene Ontology annotation, biological process: regulation of transcription by RNA polymerase II. Gene Ontology annotation, molecular function: chromatin binding. Gene Ontology annotation, cellular component: NuA4 histone acetyltransferase complex; SWI/SNF complex. Bases 126 to 1460 code for a protein of 444 amino acids.